AUGGAAGGAAAAAAGGAAUCACAGCAACUGAAGCAAGGUAACCAAGAGGCCCCAGCUCCCCCUGAAGCCAUGGCCCAACCCUUCCCACAGGCCCAGUACCCCCCUCCUCCACAGAAUGGGAUCCCAGCUGAGUAUGCCACGCCCCACACCCACCCACCGGCAGAAUACAGAGGACCAAGCACGGUGGCCGAGCACACCCUGACACUCUACACGCCUACACACACACAGAGCGAACAGCCGGGAAAUGACAGCAACACCCCCACUCUCACAGCCAACACAGUAACCCAGGCAGAGGAGGUUGCACAGACGGAGGGCUCCCAACAGCUCCACCUGCAGUCCAGCGAUUCAUUGGAAAAGCAGCAGCCAAAGAGGUUACAUGUCUCCAACAUCCCUUUCCGUUUCCGAGACCCUGACCUCCGGCAAAUGUUUGGGCAAUUUGGCAAGAUUUUAGACGUGGAGAUUAUUUUUAAUGAGCGAGGCUCCAAGGGCUUUGGGUUUGUAACAUUUGAAACGAGUGCAGAUGCUGACCAUGCACGGGAGAAACUAAAUGGUACAAUCGUAGAGGGACGCAAAAUAGAGGUCAACAAUGCCACAGCCAGAGUAAUGACAAACAAAAAGGUGGCAAACCCUUAUACAAAUGGCUGGAAGCUGAAUCCAGUGGUUGGAGCGGUAUAUGGCCCUGAAUUUUAUGCAGUGACAGGGUUUCCAUACCCCAGUACAGGAGCAGCUGUGGCCUAUAGAGGGGGCCAUUUGAGAGGGAGGGGACGCGCCGUCUAUAACACGUUCCGUGCUGCACCUCCUCCUCCACCCAUCCCUGCCUAUGGAGCUGUGGUCUACCAGGAUGGCUUUUAUGGAGCAGAAAUAUAUGGAGGGUAUGCAGCUUACAGAUAUGCCCAGCCAGCUGGUACUGCUGCAGCUGCAUACAGUGACAGUUAUGGCAGAGUCUAUGCAACAGCAGACCCAUAUCACCAUACGAUUGGUCCUGCAGCCACAUACAGUGUGGGCACUAUGGCUAGCCUUUACAGAGGAGGGUGCAGUCGCUUCACUCCCUACUAGAAAAGAGAGAGACACGCCCCCUUUCCUUCCCCGCAAAACAGACCAAAAAAAUCAGCAACAAAUG
This is a messenger RNA of Perca flavescens (yellow perch), 1120 nucleotides long. Its product is annotated as RNA binding protein fox-1 homolog 3. NCBI's taxonomy places the organism in Eukaryota, Metazoa, Chordata, Actinopteri, Perciformes, Percidae. The coding region runs from base 1 to 1056 and encodes 351 amino acids. The transcript has 12 exons. Gene Ontology annotation, biological process: regulation of alternative mRNA splicing, via spliceosome; nervous system development. Gene Ontology annotation, molecular function: mRNA binding. The record is from RefSeq and is a predicted model, not a curated record. Gene Ontology annotation, cellular component: nucleus; cytoplasm.